AUGCAGAUUUCAAAAUGGUCUUUGCUGAUCAUGAUCAUGAUCAUUUGUGUUGAUCAAUCAGACGGAUAUAAUGCAACUGCAGCAAAGGCUGAUGUGGGAUUCAUUCUUGAUCUUAACCAAACUAUUGGAAAAAUCAUGAAGACAUGCAUUUCUAUGGCGAUCGAUGAUUUCUACUCAAAACAAAGUUGUAAUACUAUGAUUGUGCCUCAUUUCAGAGAUGCCAGCAAUGGCUCUGUAGCUGCAGCUUCAGCUGCCAUUGAUUUGUUGAAGAAUACUCAAGUGAUGGCGAUAUUCGGGCCACAAAGAUCGAUCCAAGCAGAUUUUGUGAUAGAUAUCGGUGAACAAGUGAGAGUGCCAAUCAUAUCUCAAGCAACGAGCCCGUUGCUGUCGCCUACAGAGUCAUCGCACUUUGUUAGAGCAUCAUGGUGCUCUUCUUCGCAGGCCAAAGCGAUUGCUUCGAUUGUGAAGAAUUUUGGUUGGAGGGAGGUUGUUUUCGUGUACGAGGAUACAAAUUAUGGGAGUGGUCUGAUGCCAUUCUUGUCUGAAGGUCUGAUGCAGAUCAAUGCUUUGGUUUCAUACCAAAGCAUCGUGUCUCCUUCAGCAGAAGAUGAUCGAAUUCUUCUAGAAUUGUACAAGAUGAAGACUAUGCAGACGAGGGUGUUCGUGGUGCACAUGCUCCCAAAUCUUGCAACACGUUACUUUAAGAUGGUGAAGAAGGCUGGGAUGAUGAGAGAGGGGUAUGCAUGGAUCAUUGCUGAUGUUUUGACUAGUUUGUUGCAUUCUGUGGAUUCAGAGACUAUUGAGGCGAUGCAAGGCGUGUUAGGAGUGAAGGCGUAUGUUCCAAGAUCCGAGGAGGUUAGGAGGUUUUCGAAGAGAUGGAGGAAGAGAUUUCAUAGGGAGAAUCCAGAGAUGGAGAGAACAGAACUUGAUGUUGUUGGAUUGUGGGCUUAUGACACUGUGACAGCAUUGGCUGAGGCAGUCAAGAGCGUGGGAGUGGCAUCCCCACGGUUCAAGAAGCCGGUCGGGGGUUGGAAUUUGACAGAUUUGGAAGCAAUAGGGACUUCAAAUAGUGAUCCCUCUUUUAUCCAUUUGAUCAGAAACUGUAAGUUUAAAGGGCUGAGUGGCGAUUUCAAUAUAAGCAACGGGCAGUUGCAGCCGUCUGCGUUUGAGAUAGUGAGUGUGUAUGGCAGAGGAGAAUGCACUGUUGGAUUUUGGUCCGAGAGAAAUGGGAUUUCAAAGGAGCUGAAGUGUGAUGAUGAAGUUCAAGAAAAGGGGAAUCUUGGAGGAAUCUUGUGGCCGGGGGCCACGAGCAUCGUGCCUAAAGGCUGGGAGAUUCCGACAAGCGGGAAGAAGUUGAGAGUUGGAGUUCCUGUCAAAAAGGGCUUCACUGAAUUUAUCAAAGUUGAGAGGAAUCAAGAAAGUAAAGCCAUUACAGCAACUGGUUUCUGCAUUGAUGUUUUUGAGGAAGUCAUGAGAUCAAUGCCUUAUGCUGUUCAAUUUGAGUAUAUCCCUUUUGAAACCAUUGAUGGAGAGAGUGGUGGGAAUUAUAAUGAUCUUGUUUAUCAAAUAUUUACUGAGGAAUAUGAUGCAGUUGUAGGAGAUGUCACCAUUGUAGCUAACAGAUCAAACUUCGUCGAUUUCACCUUCCCUUACACAGAAUCUGGUGUUGCAAUAGUUGUCCCAAUCAAAGAUCAAGAUAGGAAGAAGAAUGCUUGGAUAUUCAUGAAGCCUCUCACAACCGGCCUUUGGCUAACCAUAGCCGCAUUCUUCGUCUUCACUGGAUUCGUCAUUUGGGUUCUUGAGCAUCGCGUUAACAAACAUUUCCAAGGCCAAGUAAUGCAGCAAGUUGGGAUGAUCUUCUGGUUCUCUUUCUCAACACUUGUUUUUGCACAUAGGGAGAGAGUGAAGAGCAACUUGACAAGAUUUGUGUUGAUUGUGUGGGUGUUUGUGGUGCUGGUUCUAACGUCGAGCUACACUGCAAACUUGACCUCCAUGCUAACGCUGCAGCAGCUGCAGCCGAAAGUGAACGAAGUGGAUGAUCUUAUCAAGAAUGGUGAAUAUGUUGGCUAUCAAGAGGGCUCCUUUGUGAGUGGAUUCUUGAUGGAUAAUAUGAAAUUUGACAGCUCCAAGUUUAGGAUAUACAGCACGUUGGAGGACUAUGACGUCGCCCUCUCCAGAGGCAGCAGAAACGGAGGAGUAGGUGCAGUUGUUGAUGAGCUUCCUUACAUUAGGCUCUUUCUUUCAAAAUAUUGCCAUAAGUAUACAAUGAUAGGACCAACUUAUAGGACUUCUGGAUUUGGAUUUGCAUUUCCAAAGGGCUCACCACUACUCCCUGAUGUUUCAAGACAAAUCUUGAAACUGAAAGAGGAUGAUAAGAUGUUGUUUAUCACAAAAAAGUGGCUCGGAGAGGAGGAAGGGUGCAGCAGUCCCGGUGGGGCUGUGAUCGCCUCUGAGAGCCUCACUCUGGACAGCUUUAGGGGGCUUUUCCUCAUUGCAGGGCUGUCAUCAUCAUCUGCUCUAGUUGUAUACUUGUGUGUGUUCAUGUAUGAAUCCACUUGUUCAUUCAAGAAAAAGAUAUGUGAUCUUGCUAGGGUGUUUUGUAAAGAGAAAGGCCGCGAUUUGCUGUCAACCGCAGCAGAUGGUCGCGGCCGUGGGGAGAGAGGAGUUGCUCAGAGUCAAGAAGGGAUGUUUUCACAUGAUGAUGGGUUCUCAACAACGGAACCAGCAACUCCUAUGCAUGAUAAUCACAUUGAGCUAGUUCAAAUGGAUCAACGUUCUUUGUUUUAG
Salvia hispanica is the source of this 2787-nucleotide messenger RNA. The record is from RefSeq and is a predicted model, not a curated record. Lineage: Eukaryota; Viridiplantae; Streptophyta; Magnoliopsida; Lamiales; Lamiaceae.